AGGCACCACCUUAGCUAACAAAGCAUGAGCCCGCUCCGCUCAAUCGUCAUCUUUCACAUGCUAUUUGAGGGGUGUUGGCUAAUCUCACAAAAGAAAAAAAAAUUAAAGAACAGCAAUGCGACUUUAGCAAGGCAACAAGUACUCGCAUCAACCUUUUAACCCGCAAGAUAGACAUUUUAUCGGCGCGAUGCUACCUGAUCUCUGAAGGUGCAGGUCACCACUUUAGCAAACGAUCGCAAGAAUAAAUUAAGAUUUGGUGCACAGGCAGCGCGCACACAGUACAUCAGUCGCAGUUCUAGCCUGGCAAACCCCUCGAUCGACAUCGCCUCGGUCUUUUCUCGAAUCCGUCGCACCUCCAGACCAGUAACCACCACGCCGGGUUCAGUCUAAAACUACCAAAUAUGGAGAAAUUUUCCCAAUUCCGGGACAGAGGUUCCGGCAUCUCUCCCUUCAUGCCCAUAUCAACACCCUCGGGCAGUUUUCUUUGGGUACUUGCCCAUACCGGCAUCUUCCUUGUCCGCCUGCCUUUGUUCAUCGCCUACAUGGUAGUGUAUUUUACCAUUCUGCACUACCUCCCCUUCCCGUCCGGCGUUCGCAAGAUCCUCUUAUGGAUCACCAUGGGCAUACUGGGGAUAUGGUGGGUGGACCUACAACUCGACGGCGUCAAACGCGGCAAGGUCUCCCAGCAGAGCGACAAGCUCCCCAAGGCGCCCUGCGUCAUCGCGGCCAACUUCACCUCCCCGAUCGACGCCCUCUACCUCGCCGCCGUCUUCAACCCCGUCUUCACCAUCUCGUACCCGAGCUCCCGCAAGGUCCGCCACGUCGGCCUGCCGCGCAUGUUCCUGCACGCCCUGGGCCGCAGCCAGUUGACGCAGGAGCCCGACCCGCGCUCCCUGACCGACGUCGCCGAGCUCCUGCGAAAGUACCCCGGCCGCAUCGUCGUCGUCUUCCCCGAGUGCGGCACCACCAACGGCAGGGGCAUUCUGCCUCUGGCCCCGAGCUUGGCCUCGGUUCCCGCGGACACGGGGAUCUACCCCGUCAGCAUCCGGUACACGGCGCCCGACAUCACCACCCCCGUUCCCGGGCUCUGGGGCUCGUUCCUGUGGAAGCUGCUCAGCCGGCCGAGGCACUGCAUCCGCGUCCGCAUCGCAGAGGUGCAGCACAAUGGAGCCGCCGCGGUGAAGAACGGUUCGUCUUCAAACGGCGGGACUGCAGAUGCCGGCCCGAACGAUCUCACACCCGAAGAGCAUCAGACGCUCGACAAGGUCGCGGAGGCCUUGGCGCGGCUGGGUCGGAACAAGAGGGUCGGGCUGACGGUGCAGGACAAGACUGCGUUUGUCCAGCUGUGGAAAAAGUCGAAAGGCUGGUUUUGACUGCUGCGAGGCGGUUGGUUCUUGGCAUCAGCAUUCCUGUAUGCCAUUUGCAUAGGUACAUAUUAAUCGAAUUUCGAUUCAAG
This is a messenger RNA of Pyricularia oryzae 70-15, 1456 nucleotides long. RefSeq lists its product as uncharacterized. Lineage: Eukaryota; Fungi; Ascomycota; Sordariomycetes; Magnaporthales; Pyriculariaceae. Gene Ontology annotation, molecular function: acyltransferase activity. The record is from RefSeq and is a predicted model, not a curated record. The transcript is spliced from 2 exons. Bases 402 to 1373 code for a protein of 323 amino acids.